Paramecium tetraurelia is the source of this 360-nucleotide messenger RNA. RefSeq lists its product as uncharacterized. Lineage: Eukaryota; Ciliophora; Oligohymenophorea; Peniculida; Parameciidae. The transcript has 2 exons. The record is from RefSeq and is a predicted model, not a curated record.
AUGAAGGAAGAAUUAGAAUAGCUACUAAUAAUUUAUUCGAAUCAAACUCAAUCCAAAGUAAAAUUAGUUGAUUACAAUCAGGCUUUAUUUUAAUAUAACAUUGAGUUUGAACAGUAAUCAUUAGAAAUCCUUCCUUAGAAGAUACAUAGUCCUUUAGGAAUUAGUCAAAUUGAAAAGAAGUAUCGAUGGGCAUUCAAAAAUUGGUUUUGUUCAAGAUGCUAAAACAAUAGUAUCAAACCUACAGAAGAAAAAUUUGAUGAAAAAAGAAAAUGUAAGAAACUAAUUAAAAUAAGUUAAAAUUUAGCCUUUAUGAAUGAGUUGCUGGCCAUAUAAGUAAUUGAUUAGCAGAAGAAAACGUGA